GUUCCACUCUGCGGCGCUUAAAGCUCUUAAGACUUUAACGCGACUUUAAUAUAUAGCAAACAGCAAAUACUGACGCGCAUCAUCAUCUUUCCAUCCUUCCAUCUUUUCCGGAAGAGUCUGCGGCGUAACAACUGCUUCCGAAAUUGUAAAUUCACAAUGCGGUGCACAUCUCGAUUGAUUCCGUUCGGUUUCGUCAUCCUGCUCCUGCUGCUCCUCCUCGGCCACACACUGGGGUCCAGCUGCCAGACGCCCGAGAAGACCGAGGGCCGUUGUGUGCACUUCAGCUCCUGCCGCCUCGUCCUGCGGCACUAUGCGAUGUACAAGGAGCACAUGCCGCCGGUGAUAAUGCGAUUCCUGCAGAGGGCCCGCUGCAAGCCCAAAAACGAAGGCUAUCAUUUGUGCUGCGAACUCAAAGAUGUGAUUCCGGCGAACGCCAACUCCAAGUUGAAGUAAAUCAACUUCAAAGUGCGUCGUCAUGUGUUGUGCGUGUGGGCUUUGAUCUGCUAAGUCUAAAAUCAGUUGGUAGCUUUUUGUUUGGGCCCAUAACCGAAAUGUUAUGGCCGGGCCCGCAUCCCAUCGCAUCGCAUCGCCUGUAAUUAUAAUGUGUACACGAAUUAUGUAUUAAGUGCGCCUUCUUGUUUUACUCGUCUCGACUGGCAACAGAUGCCGGUACAUAAUAAAAAUAAAAAGUUUACCCCCAA
Messenger RNA from Drosophila subpulchrella, 701 nucleotides. RefSeq lists its product as uncharacterized. The coding region runs from base 157 to 453 and encodes 98 amino acids. NCBI's taxonomy places the organism in Eukaryota, Metazoa, Arthropoda, Insecta, Diptera, Drosophilidae. The transcript is spliced from 3 exons. The record is from RefSeq and is a predicted model, not a curated record.